Cololabis saira (Pacific saury) is the source of this 5057-nucleotide messenger RNA. RefSeq names its product erb-b2 receptor tyrosine kinase 3b (gene erbb3b). Gene Ontology annotation, molecular function: neuregulin binding; neuregulin receptor activity; ATP binding. The record is from RefSeq and is a predicted model, not a curated record. Gene Ontology annotation, biological process: positive regulation of cell population proliferation; multicellular organism development; positive regulation of kinase activity. Gene Ontology annotation, cellular component: signaling receptor complex; basal plasma membrane. NCBI's taxonomy places the organism in Eukaryota, Metazoa, Chordata, Actinopteri, Beloniformes, Belonidae. Bases 187 to 4572 code for a protein of 1461 amino acids. The transcript is spliced from 28 exons.
AGCCUUCCUCUUCACCGUUCAUAUUUACUUCUUGACGGGGUUUUUUUUCUGUCAUCCCACAAAGAGCAGGAAACUGAAUUUGAUUAAUUCAUCCACUGUAUUUCUUUCCUUUAUUUUGUUACUCAUUUAUACGUCUGGCAUGGACUCCUGAAACCCUUGUGAUAUGCUGAUAUCUCGGUGACCAACAUGGACCAGCUGCGGCUCAUGUUAGUGUGUGCGACUUUGUCCUGCAGGCUACAAACAUCAUUGCUCCAAACCCAUGAAGAGGUGUGUCCUGGUACCCAGAAUGGUUUGAGCUCUACCGGCUCACAGGAGAAUCAGUACAACCUAAUUAAGGACCGGUAUGAAGGUUGUCAGAUCGUCAUGGGAAACCUGGAGAUCACUCAGAUUGAGAGCAACUGGGACUUCUCAUUCCUCAAGACAAUCCGGGAGGUGACUGGCUACGUCCUCAUUGCUAUGAACCACUUUCAGGAGAUCCCUUUGGGUCAACUUAGGGUCAUCAGAGGAAGCAGCCUGUAUGAAAGACGCUUCGCCCUCUCAGUUUUAUUCAAUUACCCCAAGGACGGCUCCAAUGGCUUGAGGCAGCUGGGGCUCGCAAAUCUGACAGAGAUUCUGGAGGGUGGAGUUCAGAUUAUUAAUAACAAAUACCUGAGUUACGGUCCCUGGAUCUUCUGGCAAGAUAUUGUACGGGACAACAGUGCUCCCAUUGACAUCCACUACAACGGAGAGAGAGGCUUCUGCCACAAAUCUUGUGGAGAUUACUGCUGGGGGCCGAACGAGAACCAGUGUCAGAUCUUGACUAAGAUGGUGUGCGCUCCACAGUGUAACGGCCGCUGCUUUGGGACGAGCCCCCGGGACUGCUGUCACAUUGAGUGUGCAGCGGGAUGCAAAGGCCCUCUGGAUGUGGACUGUUUUGCAUGCCAGCAUUUUAAUGACUCCGGAGCCUGCGUCCCUCAGUGCCCCCAGACUCUCAUGUAUAACAAGCAGAAAUUUCAAAUGGAAACCAACCCAAAUGCCAAAUACCAGUAUGGAUCAAUCUGUGUUUCUCAGUGUCCCACUAAUUUUGUGGUGGAUGGCAGCUCCUGUGUGAGCGUCUGUCCUCCAGACAAGAUGGAGGUGGAGAAAGAAGGCCAGAGGCAGUGUGAGCUCUGCAGCGGAUUCUGCCCAAAAGUGUGUGAGGGUACAGGUGCAGAGCACAGACAGACGGUGGAUUCCAGCAACAUUGAUAGCUUCAUCAACUGCACCAAGAUCCAGGGUAGCCUUCAUUUCCUGGUCACAGGGAUUCUUGGAGAUGCCUUUAAAAACAUCCCACCACUCGAUGCCGAAAAACUGGAAGUUUUCCGCACUGUGAGGGAAAUAACAGAUAUUCUAAACAUCCAGUCGUGGCCCAAAGAGCUGAAUGACCUGUCUGUUUUUUCGAGCCUCACGACGAUCCAGGGGAGGGCACUCUACAAGCGUUUCUCUCUGAUGGUGAUGCGCAUCCCCACUCUUACCUCACUGGGUUUGCGCUCUCUCCGGGAGAUCAGUGACGGCAGCGUGUACAUCAGUCAGAACACCGACCUCUGUUAUCACCACACUGUGAACUGGACUCAGCUGUUCAGAGGGCGUAGAGUUCGAGUCAACAGCCUCAACAACAACAAGCCGUUGGCUGAGUGCGUUGCAGAGGGCCAUGUGUGUGACCCGUUAUGUUCGGACUCGGGCUGCUGGGGCCCCGGCCCCCAUCAGUGUCUCUCGUGUAGGAACUACAGUCGUGGUGGUACAUGUGUGGGCAGCUGUAACUUCUACUCCGGAUCUCCGAGGGAAUUUGCAGGCUCUGACGGCGAGUGUGUUGUCUGUCAUCUGGAGUGCCAGGCUCAGAGGGGGAAGAUCAGCUGCACAGGACCGGGUGCAAAUGACUGUGUGGCUUGUGCCAAUCUUCGAGACGGUCCUUACUGCAUGUCUUCUUGUCCGACUGGAGUGCAUGACGGACAGAGAGGGCUGAUUUUCAAAUAUCCCAACAAGGAGGGUCACUGUGAGCCAUGCCAUCACAACUGCACACAGGGCUGCUUUGGGCCGGGAUUAAAUGACUGUUUAGAGACGGCAAGAUUGGCAGUAAGUAGCGGUCAGAUCACAGGUAUAGCUUUGGGGGUCCCAGCAGGCUUCAUUUUCUGCCUGGCCUUGUUUUUCCUGGGAGUGCUGUACCAUCGAGGCCUUGCCAUCCGCCGCAAGAGAGCCAUGAGGAGAUAUCUGGAGAGCGGGGAGAGCUUCGAGCCCCUGGGUCCUGGAGAAAAAGGCACUAAAGUUCAUGCCCGCAUUCUGAGACCCUCAGAACUGAAAAAAAUCAAAGUCCUUGGCUUUGGUGUUUUUGGCACAGCACACAAGGGCUUUUGGACUCCAGAGGGAGAGACCGUGAAGAUCCCAGUAGCUAUCAAGACCAUCCACGAUAGCUCAGGCCGACAGACUUUCACGGAGAUCACUGAUCAUAUGCUUUCCAUGGGCAGUCUGGAUCACCCCUACAUCGUCAGGCUGCUGGGCAUCUGUCCGGGGGCCAGUCUGCAGCUGGUGACCCAGGUCAGUACUCAGGGCUCCUUACUGGAACACAUCAGGCAGCACAAGAACAGCCUGGACCCCCAGCGUCUCCUCAACUGGUGCGUGCAAAUCGCUAAGGGCAUGUUCUACCUGGAGGAGCAUUGUAUGGUCCACAGGAAUCUUGCCGCCCGCAACAUCUUGCUCAAGAACGACUAUCAGGUCCAGAUAUCGGACUACGGUGUUGCAGACCUCCUUUAUUCCGAUGACAAGAAAUAUGUCUACACAGGCACGAAGACACCCAUAAAAUGGAUGGCACUUGAAAGCAUCUUGUUUCGACGAUACACUCACCAAAGUGAUGUUUGGAGUUACGGGGUGACGGUGUGGGAGAUGAUGUCAUUUGGGGCAGAGCCGUAUGCAUCUGUGCACCCUCAGGAAGUACCGAGUGUGCUGGAGAAAGGCGAACGUCUGUCACAGCCCAACAUCUGCACUAUAGAUGUCUACAUGGUCAUGGUUAAAUGCUGGAUGAUUGAUGAAAAUGUAAGGCCAACUUUCAAAGAACUGGCGAGUGACUUUACUCGGAUGGCGAGAGACCCACACAGAUACCUCGUUAUAAAGUUGGAAGGAGAAGAUGCUGGUCCAGGUGAAAUCCAUCGAAGAGAGUCAGAGCGAGGACUUCUGGAUGUAGAUUUAGAAGACCCAGAAGAGGAGGGACUAGAGGACGGUUUGGCUACGCCUCCUCUUCAGCACUCUCCAUCUUGGAGUCUGCCGAGAUCACGGAUGAAUUCAUGCAGGAGCGGCACAUCUCAGGCCGCACCGAUUGGAUACCUGCCAAUGACCCCGAGUCCUGCAGACAGCUUUCGCCAGUUGUGGUUUCACAGGUCCCGUCUGAGCUCGGUGCAGACACUGCCUGAGAGAUCAGAGGUCAGGGGGAAUUGCAGGGAGGCGGAGCUGCGUAUGGAAGGUUUACAGGCUGAGAGCCUUCACAGGUCCCGGUUUUGCUCAGAGAGGAGCAACCAUCGUGUUCCCAUCAGCAGACACAGGAAGCUCUCUACAGCCUCAAGUCCAUCCUCUUACAAGGCGUGGACAGCAGGGGAAGAGGAGGAGGUGGACCACUAUGGCUACGUCCUGCCUGGGUCACCCAAUACACCAGAAAGAGGCUCAAGAAUAUCUCGUUCCGGGCAGACAAACUCAAGACUGACGACUAAUCUGGUGAUAAAUCCCUCCAAGGAAUACGAGACCAUGAACACAGAGGACGCUGCUCCUUCCUGCUCAACCAGCAGCGUCUUAACACAGAGAGAUGACACCACGGACACACUUUGUUGUAAGGCUUCGCCUUCACCCUCUCCAGCCUUCGUGACUUUGCCAGACACCGAGGACAGGCCAAAUAAAGAGACUCCUUUCUCAGCUCCAAAGAAUAAUGAAGAACAAGAGGCUUGUGAAGGAGCUUUAGCUGAGCAAAGAGAGUCAAUAGACACACAUCAGCUCACCAGUGACUUAACUCAUGAGAUCCAAACUGUGGAUGAUCAUGCAGAGACUGUCCAAAGUUUUGGCAGGUAUGAAUACAUGGAUAUCAGACACUGUGACUCUUCAGAGGGGGUCGAUCCCAAAAGGGAGAGAAGAGGGAGUCAAACAUCUGCAAUGAGUGCGGGGGAGAAAGAGGAAAUAGACCCAAUAAUUGGGGUGGUGAAAAAUGAGCACAAGGAGGAAGAAGAAACCGAGAAGUGCCACAACACAAAUAAACAAGCCACUCUUCAGGGGGAUCUGAGCAGUGCCAUCACGCCCAGGCCAGAUGUGCUGGCAGCUGGGGGAGGAAAGGUGGAGGAGUAUGAAGAGAUGACUGCACUUGGAGUGUUGCCUGGUGGAUGGGGCCAUGCAGAAUACGAGAACCUCCCAGCGAAGGGGAAGGCUGCUCCUGAGGAGCUGGGAGGUGGCAGGUGUGCAGGGGUGGGGGAGUACAUCAAGGUGUGCGCUGGCAUGGGGGAACCUGGCACCAAUGCAUCGUUUGACAACCCAGACUACUGGCACAGCAGGCUCUUCCUCAAGCCAGAUGCUGUACGCACCUAAUAAUGUUGACAGGGACACGGACGGAGUAAUUGGUGGAACUUGCUGCCAUAAAUUUGCAGGUUUAGGAUUCGCUGGGUCCACUGAAUCACUUUCCUUAGAUGAAAAAAAAAAGAGAAAUAAACGUUUGUUCUUUUAUUUUUUUACACGAAUCAUUACAAAACCAACUAUGAACUGAUACAUAUCUAUAAAUAUCAUAUCUAAGCAUACAUAUCUAAGAAUCUAAAGUUUCUAUGAGGAAAACCAUAAGGCUGAGAACAGUGAACUAUUUCAUGAAAUGUGCACAUGUGCUAUCUGUUUACUUUUGGACAUUGCAUAUGGCAUUUAAAGUUGGCUUGACUUUAUUUAAAGCCCCUUUUGUUAAAAGUGUGUUAUUUGUUUAAGAAGAAUGAGAUUACUCUUUUCAGAACUCUCACUGUACUUUUUAUAUUAACUUCAUCAUUAUGCAGCAUGAUUUCAUAUUUUGCAAGUAGCAAAAUCAAUUGUAU